Messenger RNA from Ricinus communis (castor bean), 3695 nucleotides. Its product is annotated as protein NLP1. The record is from RefSeq and is a predicted model, not a curated record. NCBI's taxonomy places the organism in Eukaryota, Viridiplantae, Streptophyta, Magnoliopsida, Malpighiales, Euphorbiaceae. Gene Ontology annotation, molecular function: DNA-binding transcription factor activity; protein binding. The coding region runs from base 571 to 3426 and encodes 951 amino acids. The transcript has 6 exons.
AGACUUUAGAGCUAUGCCACAUAGCAACACAGAAGAUAAUAAAUACUUCAACUCUCUCUGAUUUUUUACCAAAAGCCCAUUUUAAGUUCAGUUUACUUUCCUUUUGUGUGGCUGGGGGGUCCUCACUCGGUACCUGCUCUCACUCCUAAACACCGAACCAAAUCUUUGUUGAUUAUCACAGCUUCUUUGUUCAGUUAGUUUUAGCUUUUGCUCAACUCAUCCAUAGAUUAGUGCAUAGGCAUACUUAACCAACUCAAUUUCUUUUGCAGGAUUCUUCAUAAAUUUCUGAGACAGUUUAUUUUAUUAACCGUGGAGGUCUUUCUCUCUGUUUUUGGGAAAAAAGAAUGUUUCUGUAUUAGCUGCAGUUCACAAAAAACAAAUUUUUGUUGACGAUGUUUCACCAAGCUGGGCAUAAUGGAAUUUCGGAUACAAGCAAUACCAAUCCUUCCUGGAAGUUCCUCUUUUUGUUUUACAUUUUUACUGUUCUUUUCUGUUUCGGAUCAUGAUUAAGGUUUACAAUUCGGAUUUCAAUAGGCUUUGUUAGAUUGCAAACUUGAGGCAAAGUUCAAUAUGGAUGAUGAUGGUGCUUCGAAACCCGAUUCUACAUCUGGCUCUUUCUCCGGUGCUGCCAUGGAUUUGGAUUUCAUGGAUGAACUCUUGUAUGAUGGAUGCUGGUUGGAGACCACUGAUGGGUUCAGCUAUCCACAGACAGGCUCCUCAACCUCUACCAUGACAGAUUCACGAUCUUUUCCUCUGAUCGAAUCCAGCAGCAGUCUUGCGAGUACAAACCCUCAUCAACAAAUCCACCAAGAAGCAACAGAAGAUAAUGUCCCGGAGAACCCUUCUACACCUCUCUGUAAUCUCAAUGUAAAGGAACUUACCGAGACUCAAUCUCAGCACUGCAGUGUCAAGAAUACCACAUCUUUAGUACAAUCUGAAGGUUUUCUAAAUGAAGGCAGUGAAUUGAGCAAAAGCUUGUGGAUUGGACCAAAGGCAGAUCCAGGGCCAUCUUCUUCAGUAAAACAGAGAUUAAUGGAUGCUAUCAAACAUUUGAAACAGUAUACAAAAGACUCAGAAGUCCUUGUUCAGAUAUGGGUGCCUACAAAGAAAGAAGGCAAGCGUGUUCUCACUACAUUUGACCAGCCAUGCUUUCUCAGUCUAAACAGUGAAAGUCUUGCAAAUUAUAGAUAUGUUUCAGAAACCUAUCAUUUCUCAGUGGAAGGGGAUUCAAAAGAUUUUCUUGGGUUGCCUGGUCGAGUUUUCUUGAGGAAGUUGCCUGAAUCAACUCCGGACGUUCGCUUCUUUAGAAGAGAGGAGUACCCACGUAAAAGUUAUGCAAAGCAAUAUAAUAUUAGCGGAUCACUUGCAGUUCCUGUCUUUGAAAGGGGUACUGGGACUUGCUUGGGGGUUGUUGAGGUUGUGACAACCUCUCGAAAUAUUAAUUAUCGUUCAGAGCUAGAAACUAUCUGCAAAGCUCUUGAGGCUUUUGAUUUAAGGAGUUCGCAUGACUUCUGUCCUCCAAGUGUAAAGGCUUGUAAAGAGUUUUGCCAAUCUGCAGUUCCGGAGAUAUCUGAGAUUUUGGGAUCUGUCUGCAAAAAACACAAGUUGCCUUUAGCUCUGACUUGGGCCAGAUGUUUCCAGCAAGGAAAAGGUGGAUGUCGACAUUUUGAUGAGAAGUUUGCUAAUUGUAUUUCCACUGUGGAUUCUGCUUGCUGCGUAGCUGAUAGAGAACUUUAUGCCUUCCAUAUAGCAUGCUCCGAGCUAUAUCUUUCUCUAGGUCAAGGGAUUGUUGGGAAAGCAUUCACAACAAACAAGCAGUGUUUUGCAACAGAUAUAACUUCUUUUAGCCAGACAGAUUAUCCUCUAUCACACCAUGCUAAGGUGCUCGAUUUGCAUGCUGCUGUUGCAAUUCCAUUGCGAAGCGCCUAUACUGGAUCAGCUGAUUUUGUCUUGGAGCUAUUCUUGCCAAAAGAUUGCCGGGACAUAGAAGAACAGAAGGCAAUGUGGGACUUGGUGCCCACUGCCAUACAACAGGCUUGUCAGAAUUUACAUGUUGUUAUGGAGAAGGAGCUUGAGGAAGAUAUCAGCUGGCAAAUUCCUGUUGCUCUAGAUGGAAGACAUAACAAACAAGUAACUCACAACAUUGCAUCAUCAUUGAAAGAACCCUUUGCAGAGGGAUCAUCCUGGAUUGCCCAGAUGGUGGAAGCUCAACGGAAAGGUAAAAAUGUCUGUGUCUCGUGGGAUAGUCCAAAAGAGCCUAAAGAAGAAUUCAAGGUAGCAACUCACUGGGGUGAUGCUCUAGAGGAAUUGUAUCAUAAGCAGGUUCUUACUGGGACUGGAUUACUUCAGCAAGAUGCUGCAACCAAAGAUAGUAUUACUGAUGGGUGCAGCAAUCCUUUUGCUGGGCAGCACUCAUCAGGAAACAGAAAAGCAGGUGAGAAGAGGCGGACCAAGACAGAGAAGACAAUCAGCUUGGAAGUUCUUCGACAGUACUUUGCAGGGAGCCUUAAAGAUGCUGCUAAGAGUAUUGGCGUAUGCCCCACCACUCUGAAAAGGAUAUGCAGACAACAUGGUAUCACCCGGUGGCCUUCUCGAAAGCUUAAGAAGGUUGGUCAUUCAUUAAAGAAACUCCAACUUGUGAUCGAUUCAGUUCAAGGUGCUGAAGGGGCCAUUCAGAUUGGUUCCUUCUAUACAACUUUUCCAGAAUUGACGUCUCCUAAUUAUGGCGGCAAUGGUCCUUUUACAUCAUUGAAGAUGAAUGAUGAUUCAAAGCCAGUUAACUUUCAACCUGAGAAUGGCUUCAUCAAUGCUGGAACCACUGCUUCAAAAUCCCCAUCCUCAUCUUGUAGUCAGAGCUCUGGAUCAAGUAUCUGUUGUUCCACUGGAGAAAAGCAUAAAAUCACCAACAAUGCUUUGAAUACUGGGGAUGGCUUAACAGUUGAAAAUCCAAGUGGUGUGCUAAAGAGAACACGUAGUGAUGCAGAGUUGCAUGCCUUGUAUCGUCCGGAAUCUAAACCACUUGCAAGAUCCCAAAGCCAUAAAUUAUUGGCUGAUCAUCCAAGUAUUGAUACUCUGCCUCCUUUUCCGAAAGGCAGUAGCCAGAGUUUACGAGAUAGUGGCACUUUUAGAGUUAAAGCCAAUUUCGGAGAAGACAAAGUCCGUUUCAGCUUGCAACCAAAUUGGGAUUUCAAGGACUUGCAACAGGAGCUUGCAAAGCGUUUUGGUAUACAUGAAGGAUGCAGAACUGAUCUCAAGUAUCUGGAUGAUGACCAUGAGUGGGUUCUGUUGACAUGUGAUGCUGACCUAGAGGAGUGUAAAGACAUAUACAGGGUGUCUCAGAACCACACAAUCAAAAUAUCUCUACAUCAAGCUUCACAACCCCUUCGGCAGUUGGGUGGAGAUAAAGAGGGAGCAUCACAUGAGUAGCAGCUUGUGAAGUGGAAACAGAUUCUGCUGGAAUCUUUUUUCCAGUGUUCUGUUAACAGCUAUUGAAUCUUGUUUUUAUAGUUCAGUGGCUAUUUAGACUGUAGAAGGAAAUAAGGAUGUUCUGUUAUGGAAACCAUUGGUUCAAAAGAUCUCAAUGGCUGCACAUAAAUGCUGUAGUUAAAUCGGUAGCAUUGGACUUUUACUACUGACAAAAUGGAUGCUCUAUGAAGAGGCUUGAUGCUUAUGUAUGAUGGCUUGAGUGCUUAUUA